Elephantulus edwardii (Cape elephant shrew) is the source of this 2382-nucleotide messenger RNA. It is a transcript of the gene H6PD, whose product is annotated as hexose-6-phosphate dehydrogenase (glucose 1-dehydrogenase). Gene Ontology annotation, biological process: pentose-phosphate shunt, oxidative branch; pentose-phosphate shunt; glucose metabolic process. The coding region runs from base 13 to 2382 and encodes 789 amino acids. The record is from RefSeq and is a predicted model, not a curated record. Gene Ontology annotation, molecular function: 6-phosphogluconolactonase activity; NADP binding; glucose-6-phosphate dehydrogenase activity. Gene Ontology annotation, cellular component: endoplasmic reticulum. The transcript is spliced from 4 exons. NCBI's taxonomy places the organism in Eukaryota, Metazoa, Chordata, Mammalia, Macroscelidea, Macroscelididae.
GGCAUUCGGAAGAUGCUCGCGCUGGCAGCUUGCAUGGCCCUUCUGGGCUGCCUGCAGGCCCAGGAGCUCCAGGGGCAUGUCUCCAUAAUCCUGCUGGGAGCAACUGGGGACCUGGCCAGAAAGUACUUAUGGCAGGGGCUGUUCCAGCUCUACCUGGAUGAGGCUGGGAAGGGCCACAGCUUCAGCUUCCACGGGGCUGCGCUCACCGCCCCCACACAGGGCCAGCAGCUCAUGGACAAGGCCCUGGAGACCCUCUCCUGCCCCCAGGACAUGGCCGCCAGCCACUGCGCUGAGCUCAAGGACCAGUUCCUGCAGCUGAGCCAGUACCGCCAGCUGAAGACGCCUGAGGACUAUCAGGCUCUGAGCAGGGACAUUGAGGCACACAUCCAGCAGGAGGGCCUCCGAGAGGCUGGAAGGAUCUUCUAUUUCUCGGUGCCACCCUUCGCCUAUGCAGACAUUGCCCGCAACAUCAAUAGCAGCUGUCGCCCGGGCCCAGGUGCCUGGCUGCGGGUUGUCCUUGAGAAACCCUUUGGCCAUGACCACAGCUCAGCCCAGCAGCUGGCCACGGAACUUGGGAGCUUUUUCCAGGAGGAGGAGAUGUACCGAGUGGACCAUUACCUUGGCAAGCAGGCCGUGGCCCAGAUCCUGCCCUUCCGAGACCAGAACCGCAAGGCCCUGGACCAUCUCUGGAGCCGACACCACGUAGAGCGGGUAGAGAUCAUCAUGAAGGAGACAGUGGAUGCAGAAGGCCGCACCAGCUUCUACGAGGAGUAUGGUGUCAUCCGAGACGUCCUGCAGAACCACCUGACGGAGAUCCUUACCCUUGUGGCCAUGGAGCUGCCCUCCAAUGUCAGCAACACAGGGGCCGUGCUGCGCCACAAGCUGCAGGCCUUCCGGGCGCUGCGGGGCCUGCGGAGGGGCAGCGCCGUGGUGGGCCAGUACCAGACCUACAGCGAGCAGGUGCGCAGGGAGCUGCAGAAGCCAGACAGCUUCCAGAGCCUGACACCAACCUUCGCAGGUGUCCUCGUUCACAUUGACAACCUUCGCUGGGAGGGUGUCCCCUUCAUCCUGAUGUCUGGCAAAGCCUUGGACGAGAGAGUGAGCUACGCGCGGAUCCUGUUCCGGAGCCAGGCAUUCUGUGUGCAGAGUGAGAGGCACUGGGCCGAGGCUCAGAGCCCAUGCCUGCCACAACAGGUCAUCUUCUACAUUGGCCACGGUGACCUGGGCAGCCCCGCCGUGCUGGUCAGCAAGAACCUGCCCAGGCCCACGCUGCCCUCCGAGAGCUGGAAGGAGGUAGAAGCCCGGCCUGGGCUCCGCCUCUUCGGCAGCCCUCUGUCUGAUUUUUACGCCUACAGCCCCGUGAGGGAGCGGGACGCCUACUCCAUCCUCAUCUCCCACAUCUUCCACGGCCGCAAGGACUCUUUCAUCACCACGGAGAAUCUGCUGGCCUCCUGGCACUUCUGGACGCCCCUGCUGAAGAGCCUGGCCCAGGAAGCCCCACGUCACUACCCGGGAGGAGACGAGAGUGGGCACCUCCUGGACUUUGAGUUCAGUGGCAGCCAGUUGUCCUUCUCCCAGACGCAGCCAGAGCAGCUGGUGCCCGGGCCUGGUGCUGCCCCAAUGCCCAGUGACUUCCGGGUCCUCAAGGCCACGUACCGUGAGAGCCCACUGAUCUUGGCCUGGGCUGAGGAGCUGAUCGCUAAACUGGCCAGUGACAUUGAGACCAUGGCCACCCGAGCGGUGCAGCGCCAUGGCACGUUCCACCUGGCGCUCUCGGGUGGCUCAAGCCCGGUGGCCCUGUUCCAGCAGCUGGCCCUGCGGCACUUCGCCUUCCCCUGGGCCCACACACACCUGUGGCUGGUGGACGAGCGCUGCGUCCCACCCACAGACCCGGAGUCCAACUUUCAGGGUCUGCAGGCCCACCUGCUCCAGCACAUCCAUAUCCCCUACUUCAACAUCCACCCCAUCCCGGUGCACCUGCACCAGCGGCUCUGUGCUGAGGAAGACCAGGGCACGCAGCUCUACGCUGGUGAGAUUGCUGCCCAGGUAGCUAACAGCAGCUUCGACCUGGUGCUGCUGGGCAUGGGUGCCGACGGGCACACGGCCUCACUCUUCCCCCACUCUCCCACUGGCCUAGAUGGGGAGCAGCUGGUCGUGCUGACCACAAGCCCUGUGCAACCACACCAGCGCAUGAGCUUCAGCCUGCCUCUCAUCAACCGGGCCAAGAAGGUGGCCGUCCUGGUCAUAGGCAGGAUGAAGCGUGAGAUCGCCAUGCUGGUCAGCCGCGUGGGCCAUGAGCCCAAGAAGUGGCCCAUUUCAGGGGUCCUGCCAACUUCGGGCCAUCUGAUAUGGUACAUGGACUACGAGGCGUUUCUGGGGUGA